This is a messenger RNA of Saprolegnia parasitica CBS 223.65, 778 nucleotides long. RefSeq lists its product as hypothetical. The record is from RefSeq and is a predicted model, not a curated record. Bases 41 to 778 code for a protein of 245 amino acids. The transcript is spliced from 3 exons. Gene Ontology annotation, molecular function: nucleic acid binding. Gene Ontology annotation, cellular component: UTP-C complex; CURI complex. Gene Ontology annotation, biological process: rRNA processing; ribosomal small subunit assembly. NCBI's taxonomy places the organism in Eukaryota, Oomycota, Saprolegniomycetes, Saprolegniales, Saprolegniaceae.
GCAGGUUUGGCUCGUUCGCAGAGCUUGACAAGACGACGAGAUGGGCCGCAAGAUCGCGGGCUACAACAUGGUGGCCUUGCCGACGGCCGACGAAGGCGCCUUCGCGAGCUACAUCUACGUGACCAAGCACACAGCCAAGUCGGACGGCGCCGGCGAAACCGAGCUGGCGGCCGACCGCACGGCGUACGUGGUCAACCUGCCCCGCCACACGAGCGUUGAGAGCCUCACCGCCUUGCUCGCGCGUGUGGGGCCGAUCCAGCACGUGGCGCUGGGCACCGAGUCGCCGGGCGUCGCGACGAACGCGCACGUGGUUUUCAAGGACAAGGCGUCGCUCACAAAGCUUCUCAAGCUCUCGGCGUUGCCGGCGACCGAGGACGAUGCGGCGUCGGAGCCGAUGGACGUGGUCGAAGCUGCCAAGGCAGCGUACCAAGCCGCGCGACCGGGUCUCCAAGCGUUAAAGAACGACGCCGACGAGUUUAUGAUGAACUUUGACGCGGAAGAAGAAGCGGAGCGCAAGGAGCGAGAAGAAAUGAAGAACCGCAUCGACGACGACGGCUUUCAGAUGGUUGUCAACACGAAGCGCAAGCGUCAAGAGGCCGCCGAGCUCCUCCCGUUCCGGAAGAAGCAGAAGAGCAAGGAGCUCACCGACUUUUACCGCUUCCAACUGCGCGAAAAGAAGCGCGGCCAGACGUUGCGCGAGCGCUUUGACGAAGACCGGCAAAUGGUCGACAAGCUCAAGAAAGCCAAUAAAUUUAAGCCCCAAACGGGCAUGGACUAA